CGAGAGCCAGUCUGUCUCCAAGGGAACUAAACUCUCCAAAUCGUGAUGAAGAAACAGAACGUACGCACCCUCGUUCUCAUCAUGAGCAUCUUUACCUACCUGCUGGUCGGGGCUGCCGUCUUCGACACUCUGGAGUCCAAACAAGAGAGAAGCCAAAAGAGAAAGCUGGACGAGAGGAAGUGGGAGUUAAUACAAAAAUACAACUUGACCAAAGUGAACUUUGAUGAGCUCGAAGUCGUGAUGCUGCAACUGAAACCGCACAAAGCCGGGGUGCAGUGGAAGUUCGCCGGAUCUUUUUACUUCGCUAUCACUGUGAUAACUACAAUAGGGUACGGCCAUGCUGCACCCAGCACGGACUCAGGGAAGGUGUUCUGCAUGUUCUACGCCCUCCUGGGGAUCCCCCUGACCCUUGUCAUGUUCCAGAGCAUGGGAGAACGCAUCAACACACUGGUCCGCUUCCUUUUCCAUCGGGUCAAGCAGUGUCUGGGCCUGCACCACACCGAGGUGUCCAUGGCCAACAUGGUGACCGUCGGCUUCUUCUCCUGCAUGUCAACGCUGUGUGUCGGGGCGGCAGCCUUCUCCCACUACGAGGGCUGGAGCUUCUUCCACGCCUACUACUACUGCUUCAUCACCCUGACCACCAUCGGCUUCGGGGACUACGUGGCGCUGCAGAAGGACCACGCCUUGCAGAACGACCCGCGCUACGUGGCGUUCUGCUUCGUAUACAUCUUGACGGGACUCACCGUGAUCGGCGCCUUCCUCAACCUGGUUGUGUUGAGGUUCCUGAUGAUGAACACAGAGGACGAACGGCGCGACGCCGAGCAGAAAGCCCUCCUCUCCACGAGGGGUGAGAAGAACGCCGACGGCGGUCUGUCUGCUGUUUCUGUCUCGGCCUCCACUUCCUCCUCCACUCCCCUAGCCACUACUACCGGCGGCACCAAGCGAGGCCCGAAGGAUGUGUACAACGAGGUGCUGGGCUUCCAGACAGUGUGUUCGUGUCUGUGGUACCGCAGCAGGGAGAAUCUGCAGGGCCAGGGAUCCAUCCCAAUGAUUAUAAACCGGGACCUGGGCUUCUCUGACCAAUACGUAGAGAACUGUACCAUGCUCUCUCCUCACUGGGACAUGAUGUCCUCUCACUACUGUGAGCCAGGUGAUACAGGGUGUGUAUGCAGCCCUAACCAGUGCAUCAGUUCCAUAGCCUCUGGCUUAAACUUCCUCACCCCAUUCAGGGCCUUCUCCAAGAGACGCAGCUCGGUCUAG
Messenger RNA from Oncorhynchus nerka (sockeye salmon), 1260 nucleotides. RefSeq names its product potassium channel, subfamily K, member 3b (gene kcnk3b). The record is from RefSeq and is a predicted model, not a curated record. Gene Ontology annotation, biological process: potassium ion transmembrane transport; stabilization of membrane potential. Gene Ontology annotation, cellular component: plasma membrane. The coding region runs from base 46 to 1260 and encodes 404 amino acids. Gene Ontology annotation, molecular function: outward rectifier potassium channel activity; open rectifier potassium channel activity; potassium ion leak channel activity. NCBI's taxonomy places the organism in Eukaryota, Metazoa, Chordata, Actinopteri, Salmoniformes, Salmonidae. The transcript has 2 exons.